UAAGUCGGCUGUCGGCAUCUGUACCGGGUUUGAGUGCCUAGUAUCACAAUUUAAUAGUGAAAUACAACUAAAUUAUCCUAAGGGUUGUUACUUUAAGUAUAAUGUUACUAAAUUGUUAAAAUUUAAUUAUUGUGUAUAGUAGUUCCUAGGUAAAAAAUAAAAAAAAACUAGUUCCAAAAUUCAGAAACGUAUCAUUCCAAUAAAAAAUGGGUGUUAAAAUACUGUACAGACCAUUCGGUAUGUCUCGUGACAAACAAGAAUCAUUUUUGAAAAUGAGCAUUUUAACCAUAGCUGCAAUUCUAUCAUUUGCAACAAGGUUAUUUUCCGUACUUCGUUUUGAAAGUGUCAUUCAUGAAUUUGAUCCAUACUUUAACUAUCGAACCACUCAAUACCUGACAGAAGAAGGAUUUUAUAAAUUUCAUAAUUGGUUUGAUGAUCGAGCAUGGUAUCCAUUAGGAAGAAUUAUUGGAGGUACAAUCUAUCCUGGUUUAAUGAUAACAUCAACUGUUAUUUUUAAUAUCCUACAUUUCUUAAAUAUAACAUUAGAAAUUAGAAAUAUUUGUGUCUUUUUGGCACCUUUAUUUUCUAGUUUUACAACAAUUAUUACAUUCCUUUUAACCAAAGAAUUAAAAGAUACUCGUGCAGGACUUGUAGCAGCAGCAAUGAUAUCUAUUGUCCCAGGAUACAUAUCUCGUUCAGUGGCUGGAUCUUAUGAUAAUGAAGCUAUUGCCAUUUUCUGUAUGUUAUUAACCUACUAUGCGUGGAUUAAAACUGUCAAAUCCGGUAGUAUACUCUGGGGUUCAUUUACGGCAUUAGCAUAUUUUUAUAUGGUAUCUUCAUGGGGUGGUUAUGUAUUUCUUAUAAAUUUAAUACCAAUGCAUGUGUUCGUACUUAUGAUUACUGGUCGUUUUUCACAUAGAAUUUAUGUAGCGUACAGUUCUGUUUAUUGUAUUGGUACCAUAUUAUCAAUGCAAAUUUCAUUUGUUGGUUUUCAACCUGUCCAAACUUCUGAGCAUAUGAUGGCUUUAGGUGUUUUUGGUCUUUGUCAAAUACUUGGUGGUAUUAAUUAUUUGCGUACAAAAAUUAUAGGUGAAGACUUUCAAAAAUUAUUCCACUUUAUUGUUUAUCUAAUAGGAGGUUCUGUUGUUGUUAUUGGUGGUUUACUCACAAUAACUGGGAAAAUUGCUCCUUGGACUGGCCGUUUUUAUACAUUAUUGGACCCAUCUUAUGCCAAAAACCAUAUUCCAAUUAUUGCAUCUGUGUCUGAGCAUCAACCGACAUCAUGGUCUUCAUUUUAUUUUGAUUUACAGAUACUUGUAUUUUUGUUUCCUGUUGGGUUAUAUUUCUGUUUUAAGAAACUUACAGAUGCCAACAUAUUUGUUAUACUUUAUGGUGUCACUAGUAUAUACUUUGCUGGUGUCAUGGUACGGUUAAUGUUAGUCCUUGCACCAGUAAUGUGUAUUUUAUCUGGAAUAGGUGUUUCUUCCAUGUUAUCAACAUACAUGUCUCAGUAUCUUGAAAGUUCUGUAAAGGUACCAGAAAAGAAAUCUAAAAAGAAUGAGGACAAUAAAUCAUUGAAAGGCGAGAUCGCUACUGCAUUUAUAGCUUUAGUUACAUUUAUGAUGAUUUCAUAUGUAUUUCAUUGCACAUGGGUCACUUCAGAAGCAUACAGUUCUCCUAGUAUUGUAUUAUCAGCUCGCACUCAUGAUGGGUCCCAAAUUAUUUUUGAUGACUUUAGGGAAGCAUAUUAUUGGUUAAGAAUGAACACUGCUGAGGAUGCAAGAGUCAUGUCUUGGUGGGAUUAUGGGUACCAAAUAACAGCUAUGGCUAAUAGAACAAUAUUAGUGGAUAAUAAUACUUGGAAUAAUACUCAUAUCUCAAGGGUUGGUCAAGCAAUGGCUUCUGGAGAAGAAGAAGCCUAUGAAAUAAUGAAAGAAUUAGAUGUGAACUAUGUACUUGUUAUUUUUGGGGGUGUUGUUGGCUAUUCAUCAGAUGACAUUAAUAAAUUUCUAUGGAUGGUACGUAUUGGUGGUUCUACUGAAAAAGGAAAACAUAUCAAAGAAUAUGAUUACUAUUCCCCAAGUGGAGAAUUUAGAGUUGAUAAGGAAGGGUCUAAGACAUUAAAAAAUUCAUUAAUGUACAAAAUGUGCUACUAUAGAUUUGGUCAAGUAUUUUCGGAAGGAGGAAAACCUGCUGGUUAUGAUCGUGUUAGAAAUGCAGAAAUUGGCAUAAAAAAUGUUACAUUAAGUGUACUUGAUGAAGCUUAUACAACUGAACACUGGCUUGUUCGAAUAUACAGGGUAAAAGAUUAUGAUAACCGUGGUGGCAAAAUGAAACCAAACAAGGUUUAAUUUAAACAAUUAAAAUAUAAUCCAACGAACAAAAAUUAUCGAACAAAAAACUAUUAACAGUUUUUUCUUGUAUUACUAUAUUAUAUUUUAUUUUAUGAGUUUUAUAUGUUUGUUUCAAAUAAAAAAAAUUUUUUUUGUGUUAUAUAUAUUUUACUUGUUUAUGAUUCAUAAAGAACAAAUUACAGAAAAAAAAGCUCUCAUUAUAUGUUAAACUUUGUGGAGAUUCCUAUGUAUAAAUAUAUAAAUAUUGUUCAAAGAAUUAUUUGCUCUUAUUUAAUUAUAAAUUUUGUACCAUGAAAUAUAAUAAAAUUAUCUUUUGUGUA
This is a messenger RNA of Daktulosphaira vitifoliae (grape phylloxera), 2674 nucleotides long. It is a transcript of the gene Stt3A, whose product is annotated as dolichyl-diphosphooligosaccharide--protein glycosyltransferase subunit STT3A. The transcript is spliced from 13 exons. NCBI's taxonomy places the organism in Eukaryota, Metazoa, Arthropoda, Insecta, Hemiptera, Phylloxeridae. Gene Ontology annotation, biological process: post-translational protein modification. Gene Ontology annotation, molecular function: dolichyl-diphosphooligosaccharide-protein glycotransferase activity. Gene Ontology annotation, cellular component: membrane. Bases 207 to 2351 code for a protein of 714 amino acids. The record is from RefSeq and is a predicted model, not a curated record.